UUAAUUCUGGGGGUACUCUCCGUACACCCGCAAACGUAUAUAUAGUCGAUGGACCGAGCUCAAUAAUCAUCAUUCAGCCGAGCAACAUCCAACUAUCAACACUCAAAAUGAUGAAAAUCACAACAGCUCUCGUUGUAUUGGCGGUCGUAGCCCUCGUCAGGGCCGACGUGCCCAAAGGUGAUAAGAAGAUCACCAAGAGAAGCGGAUUUGGAUACGGCCUGUCCGGUCUGGGCUACGGUUCGGGUCUCAGUUACGGUUCCGGUCUGGGCUACGGCUCCGGUCUGGGCUACAGCUCCGGCCUGAAAUACGGUUCCGGUCUUGGCUACAGCUCCGGUUUGGGAUACAGCUCCGGUCUGAGCAGCUACGGCUCUGGUCUGAGCAGCUAUGGCUCCGGUCUGAGCAGCUACGGCUCCGGUCUGGGAUAUAGCUCCGGUUUGAAAUACGGUUCCGGUCUCGGUUACAGCUCGGGUUACAGCUCCGGUCUAAGCUCCGGUUUGGGAUACAGCUCCGGUUUGGGAUACAGCUCCGGUUUGGGAUACUCCAGCGCCCCAGCUCCGACUACCGGUCCCCUCAUUCCUAUCUCCAAGGAAGUGCACAUCGUCAACCGUCAUGCCCAACCAGUGUCCGCCCCGUACCCAGUACCAGUCCAACACGACGUACCCGUCGCUGUACCACACCCAGUGCCAUACGCAGUUGACAGCCCAUACCCAGUCAACGUACCUGCCCCAUACCCAGUGAAGGUCGAAAGACCAGUGCCAUACGCAGUUGACAGGCCAGUUCCUCAUCCAGUGGCAUCACCAUACCCAGUCCCGGUUGUCCGUGACGUUCCCGUGCCCGUGUCCAAACCGUACGCAGUUCCAGUAGUCAAACAAAUCCCCGUACCAGUGGCCAGCCCAGUCGUCGUACACGAAUCAGCCCCUUUGAUCACAUCCAGCUACAGCUCUGGACUUGCAACAUCUGAUAUCGGUUUCGGUCACGGUUCCACCUAUGGUUCUGGUUUCGGUUACGGUUCCGGUUACGGUUCCGGUUACGGACUAUCAUCAUACGGAUCCGAAGGCCACUACGGUGGAUCCCUGGGAUACAGCACUGGAGAUCUGUCUUCAUACAGUCACGGUCACAGUUUCGACUACAAGAAGUAGAACACUCAUAGCAACUUCACUCCACCCCCGCCCAACAUCAUCAAAUCUAAAUAGAUUUUUCUUCUAUAUUAUGUAUACAUGUAUUUUUAUAGACAAUAUUUCUUAUUGUUGAUAACUUUUGGUUAUCAACUAAAAUAAAUACUUUUGUUUUUUUUCCAUA
Messenger RNA from Myzus persicae (green peach aphid), 1299 nucleotides. RefSeq names its product tetra-peptide repeat homeobox protein 1-like. The transcript has 2 exons. Bases 108 to 1139 code for a protein of 343 amino acids. The record is from RefSeq and is a predicted model, not a curated record. Lineage: Eukaryota; Metazoa; Arthropoda; Insecta; Hemiptera; Aphididae.